Molecule: messenger RNA, 1200 nt
Organism: Strongyloides ratti
Lineage: Eukaryota; Metazoa; Nematoda; Chromadorea; Rhabditida; Strongyloididae
Product: Fumble
Exons: 3
Coding region: 1-1200 (399 amino acids)
Biological process (GO): coenzyme A biosynthetic process
Cellular component (GO): nucleus; cytosol
Molecular function (GO): pantothenate kinase activity; ATP binding
Source: RefSeq, a predicted model, not a curated record
AUGCUUUGGUUUGGUAUGGAUAUUGGUGGGACACUGGUGAAGUUGGUUUAUUUUGAACCAGAUGUAUUUAAUCACUCAGAUAUAUCUGAUAUUGAUAGAGAAAAAACAAACUUAAUACAUAAAUAUCUUGUGUCAAAUAAAGCUUAUGGUGAUACAGGUGUUAGAGAUGAGCAUUUAGAACUUAAAAAUAUUGUAAUUUAUGGUAAAGUUGGAACAAUUCACUUUAUUAGAUUUCCUACUGAUAGAAUGGAAAAUUUUAUUAAAAUUGUAAAAUCAAAAGGUUUCUCUGAUUUAGCAUCAAUUGUAUGUGCAACUGGUGGUGGUGCUAUUAAAUAUGCAAAGAUAACGGAAGAAGAGUUAAAUAUGAAAUUUAAUAAAGCUGAUGAAUUAGAAUCACUGAUAAAGGGAAUAGAGUUUGUUGCAGCAAAUUAUAGAGAUGAAUGUUAUUAUUAUGAUCAACCAUUAAAUGAUAGUUUGUGUAAAAAAGUAAUUUGGCGUUGGUCAUCAGGUCGGUGUUCUUCAAUGGAUGAUGUUUGUAUUAAUAAUGAAGAAAGUGGUUUACAAUAUCCAUAUGUUGUUGUUAAUAUUGGAUCUGGUGUUAGUGUUUUAGUUGUUCGUGGUCCAAAUGAUUUUGAAAGAGUAAGUGGUACAUCAAUUGGUGGUGGUUUUUUUCAAGGUAUAUGUAAUUUAUUAUGUGAUUGUGAUACUUUUGAAGAGGCUAUUGACUUAGCAUCGAAAGGUGAUCAUAAAAAUGUAGAUAAAUUAGUAAGUGAUAUAUAUGGAAAAGGUUAUGAUGCAGUUGGAUUACCAGGAGAUACAGUUGCAGCAAGUUUUGGAAAAAUAGUAAAUAAAGAGCAAAGAAUAAAAGCAAAAAAAGAAGAUUUAGCUCAUGCAGCUUUAGUAACAACAACAAAUAAUAUUGGUUCAAUUGGCCUUAAUGUGGCUAUUAGAUAUGACAUUACAAGAAUUGUAUUUGUUGGAAACUUUUUAAGAGUAAAUGAGAUUGCCGCAAGACGAUUAGCAUCAGCUAUGGACUUUUGGUCUGGUGGAACAAUAAAAGCAUUGUUUCUUAAACAUGAAGGUUAUUUUGGUGCUGUUGGAUGUCUUGAUAAAUUAGUUGACACAACAGAAUCAAAAGUAGGUGUUUUGGUAAUUCCUGAAAAGGGGAGCUCCAAUGAAGAUAUAUCUGAAUUAGCAUGA